Messenger RNA from Cajanus cajan (pigeon pea), 1646 nucleotides. RefSeq names its product regulatory particle triple-A ATPase 3 (gene RPT3). Gene Ontology annotation, molecular function: ATP binding; ATP hydrolysis activity. Lineage: Eukaryota; Viridiplantae; Streptophyta; Magnoliopsida; Fabales; Fabaceae. The record is from RefSeq and is a predicted model, not a curated record.
UUCUCACAAACUAACAUCAAAAUCCAAAAAAAGAAAAAACUCUGAAUUCGAUUCCCACUCCACAACCCAAGCAAACCCUAUUCCCCCAAAUUCCCCACACUCAUGGGAUCCUCAGCGAUGGUGUUGGAUCCAAAACCCUCAUCGGAACCACCGCCGUUCCUCCCCUCCACGAAAUCCGACUACCUCCAAGGAGGCUUCGGCGGCGGCGACGCGGCCUCCGACGAGGACGACCUCUACAGCCGCCUGAAGUCGCUCCAGCGGCAGCUCGAGUUCAUCGACAUCCAGGAGGAGUACGUGAAGGACGAGCAGAAGAACCUGAAGCGCGAGCUCCUCCGCGCGCAGGAGGAGGUCAAGCGGAUCCAGUCGGUGCCGCUCGUCAUUGGCCAGUUCAUGGAGAUGGUCGACCAGAACAACGGCAUCGUCGGAUCCACCACCGGAUCCAACUACUACGUCAGAAUCCUCAGCACCAUCAACCGCGAGCUUCUCAAGCCUUCCGCCUCCGUCGCGCUCCACCGCCACUCCAACGCCCUCGUCGACGUUCUGCCGCCGGAGGCCGACUCCAGCAUCUCGCUCCUCAGCCAGUCUGAGAAGCCUGACGUCACUUAUAAUGACAUUGGAGGAUGUGAUAUUCAGAAACAGGAAAUUCGUGAGGCUGUGGAGCUACCCCUUACGCAUCAUGAACUAUACAAGCAAAUUGGUAUCGAUCCUCCUCGCGGAGUUUUACUAUAUGGACCCCCUGGCACCGGCAAAACUAUGCUUGCCAAAGCUGUUGCUAAUCAUACCACUGCCGCCUUUAUCAGGGUUGUUGGAUCUGAGUUUGUGCAGAAGUAUCUUGGUGAGGGUCCAAGAAUGGUUCGUGAUGUGUUUCGUCUUGCAAAAGAGAAUGCCCCUGCAAUUAUUUUUAUUGAUGAGGUUGAUGCCAUUGCCACUGCUAGAUUUGAUGCCCAAACUGGAGCUGAUAGAGAAGUACAGCGUAUCCUUAUGGAACUUUUGAAUCAGAUGGAUGGUUUUGACCAAACAGUGAAUGUUAAGGUCAUAAUGGCAACUAACAGAGCUGACACGUUGGAUCCUGCUCUGUUGCGUCCUGGAAGGCUUGAUCGUAAAAUUGAGUUCCCUUUGCCUGAUAGACGCCAAAAGAGGCUUGUAUUUCAGGUUUGCACAGCCAAGAUGAACUUGAGUGAUGAAGUAGACCUGGAGGAUUACGUAUCUCGUCCUGACAAAAUUAGUGCUGCUGAGAUAGCAGCCAUUUGUCAAGAAGCAGGAGUCAUAUUGCCGAAGGACUUCGAGAAGGGUUAUAGGACAAAUGUGAAGAAGCCUGAUACUGACUUUGAAUUUUACAAGUGAUGAUGAGGGUUUUUGAAUAGCUUUUAGAUUUGUGUGGUUCGAGUUCAUAAUACAGUGAAGGGUACAUUUCUAGAGGAAUCAUGAAUCAUAUCAAUAUUCUUGAGAAAUGAUGCAAUGUUUCUGUUUCUUGUUGACCUUUCAUCUUAUUAUGUAAUUUAGAUUAUUUAAUUUACUAAAUAUAUUAAUUGUGGCAACUUGUGAGUUAGUACUGCAUGUCUGAUUAUUAAGCACCCAUAUGAUGGUUAAAAACAAAGUCAGCACGAUUUUCUAAAUAUAUAUGGGUGACGUGUUUCUGCCUUCAA